Salvia splendens (bonfire salvia) is the source of this 2570-nucleotide messenger RNA. RefSeq lists its product as uncharacterized. NCBI's taxonomy places the organism in Eukaryota, Viridiplantae, Streptophyta, Magnoliopsida, Lamiales, Lamiaceae. The transcript has 2 exons. The coding region runs from base 80 to 1846 and encodes 588 amino acids. The record is from RefSeq and is a predicted model, not a curated record.
UCUCCCUUCUCACUAGAAUCCGCCCUCUCUCCCUCCCUCCCCUUUGAGGGAGGUGAAAUGUGAUUGUUGCAUCCGACACAUGGUGAAGUCCGGUGGUGAACCGGCGGUUGAGGCUGCUACGGUCUCAUCUCACACGACCCAAUCUCCUCACUCGCCGGAACGGAAUCUCCCUCUCAUCCCACGGCCAAAGACAAAGAGGGCCGGGACUCCUUUCCCCGAGAGAGGCCGAAGUGAGCUGAAACGCGCAGGCCUUGAGACUAUUUCGGGGGUUAGUCGAAUCAAGAAGAAAAUGAUCUUCGAAAUGGCCGAGGAGCUACUCGCCGGAAAAAAUGAUGAGGGGACGGCGUCGCCGGAAGGAGAGCUGCCUUCCGAUGGGUAUCCGAGGAGAACGUUUGCUCAAAUGGCGAAGCCGGGCCCCUUCGAAACAGCUACGGGUCACUUACUCCUUCUCGACCAUGAGCGGUAUUUUGCUGCCGGAAUCUCGGACGAUGACCUAGUGGACCCCCCAUUCAAACCCAGCUCCCGGGAGGUAGAUGAACCGAAGAAGGAGUCGACAUCAAAUCUGGGUGAAGGGAGGGGGUCGCCGGAGGUUGAACAAGCUUGUGUUGGGGAGGUGCUGAACGCAUCAGCUCAAAUAGACAAGGAGGGGAGUACACCAACGUGUGAUUUAGAGGACUCCGAUUUUGAGGGGGUAGCCGGAACUUCGCCGGCGCCGGCCAGCCGGAACGGUGAUGUAACAGCCAAGGAGAUGGUGCUGGUCAACCAUCAGCAUGUGGAAGGUACAAGGGAGCAUGUGCAUCCUUGUCUUGAUGUGGGGGUGACAUGUGAGGAGUUGGAUGCAUGUGACUCACAAAUGAGGGAAAAGACAAAGCUUACUUUGCAUGGGGAAGGAAGUGUUGGCUCUCUUUGGGUAAGUGGCAAUUUGAAUUCAAAUUCUACUCCAUGUGCCACACACCCUCCUCCCAUACCAAUCGGUCAUGAAGAACACAAAGGGGACCGGACCCCCGACGCACAGCGGCCGGAAAACUCGCCGGAAAACCUGGUGCCGCCGGCGGGAGCUUGGAAGGGGGCGAAAUUACCCCACCCCCAAAAGGGGUCGGGGAGCGUGGAAGGAGAAUCAGCCACGUUCAAGGCCUUUAAGGCCGAGCCAAUACCUUUGGAUGACACCAAGAUUAAAGCCGUGGGGAAGGCCGGAUGCUUUGAUGGCACACCAACCCUUACCUUCUCCGAUUCAGAAACGGACGACCUCUCGGAGAAGCUAGGGCUAGCCGUCGUUGGAAAGUUCUCACACUCGCUCCCAUCCUCCUCCCAAAUUCAAAAAAGCCUUGGAGGUUUGGGGUUUGUGGGUUCUUUUACUUGGAAAUACUUGAACGCUAAGCAUAUCUUAAUUCAAUUCCAAGCGAUGGCCGACUAUGCUAAGGUCUUAAAUGGCCCCAAUGGGAACCCCAUUUGGUUUGUUGCGAUCCACCCGAUGAGGGUGUUUAAGUGGGCGCCGGACUUUGAUACCUUCUUCGAGUCGCCGGUUGUUGCCGUUUGGUGCAACAUCAUGGGAAUCCCGGCGCAUCUUUAUGAGGAAUCGGCUCUCAUGGCGAUUGGUAAACUACUAGGCAAGCCACUACAAGCCGAUCAUGCUACAAUCCAUCAAAACCGACUCUCCUUCGCGAGGAUUUGCAUAGAGAUUGACAUCUCUAUUCCUCCGACGAAAGAGAUCAUCCUUAAUAUCCGAGGCAAAGAUUCACGGUACAAAGUGGCAUGGGACCGUAUUCCACUUUUCUGUGCUAAUUGUAAACAUGUUGGGCAUGAGAAAGAGGAUUGCCAUGCAACAGGAAGAAAGGCUCGGGGGUAGAGACAAGGAGCGCCGAGCACCAUCCAAGGAGAACCACUCGAGCCAUCCCGCCAAGAUCAUCCGCCGUGAGUGGCGUCCAAAGGCGGAUGCUUGGUCCGGCACCCCACCGUCCUUUGGACAAUUGGAUAAAGCCAAAGAUUGUAACAACCAUGCGGAGAACUUUGAGGGUACAUCGGGUGCGGGAUCGGCAAAGCCAAGGGUGGCUAGUAGGAGUCACCCAAGUGUGGACAAGGAUGGCUUCCAAUUGGUGUUGAGGAAGAGGAAGGGAAAGAUACAUGAGGGCGGUAUGCACACCAAGGCUCCAAACGGUGAUGAUUGGCAUUUGAAGGAGAAUGUUGCUACGGUGACAUUUGGGAGUGUCCCAUCGGGUGCGAAUGACUCGAGCAUUUGCUCCAUGAGUGUCGCAUGUGGGCCCCCCAACCGGGAGAUAGAGGGCACCAUCGAGGUCCUUGACCCAGGAGGGCAUGUCCCUUGCGGAGGUAUCCCUAUUGUGGGCCUUAACUAGGUGAUGGACAAAGGUCGUUGGGGAUGCAAAGGUUGCAUCAAAUUGUAAUAGGAAUUUUGAGAGUAGAUAGAUGACCAUCCUAGUCGCUAGGGAGGCCCUCUUUGUACUCUAAUUUGUCAUGUCUUGGCGAGUCGUCACUUUUGGGCGACUCGGUGUAUGGUUGGCUGUUUUGAUUGGUUUUUGGUAAUGCACAGGUGUGGGUCCGCCUCAACCCUCCGC